Messenger RNA from Umbelopsis ramanniana AG, 1833 nucleotides. RefSeq lists its product as uncharacterized. The transcript has 7 exons. Bases 37 to 1746 code for a protein of 569 amino acids. Gene Ontology annotation, molecular function: transmembrane transporter activity. Gene Ontology annotation, biological process: transmembrane transport. The record is from RefSeq and is a predicted model, not a curated record. Lineage: Eukaryota; Fungi; Mucoromycota; Umbelopsidomycetes; Umbelopsidales; Umbelopsidaceae.
GACCAUUCACCUUACUCUCAUGAACAUCCUCUUGACAUGAAUGGAAAAUCAAGAUACAACGCUGAGUUCUCACAGCUGCCAACGGCGGAUACUGACGAAGUGGAGGGAACAGCAUUGUUUGACGAAUCAAGAGAAAUCGAAGAGGAAUUGCUCCAUGGACAAAUUGCCAUGCCACCAGAAGCCAGGGGAGAUAACCCACUGGACGCUCUAAUCACAAAAGUGGGAUACGGCUCAUUUCAGAAAAAGCUUCUGGUUCUUUGCGGGUUUGGUUGGCUUGCUGACAAUAUGUGGCUACAGUGUAUUGCCAUUAUAUUACCCCGAGUGCAAGAUCAUUUCGAUGUUGAGGACCGUCUCAUUGGAACGCUUUCAAGUUCCAUCUUCAUGGGAAUGAUGUUUGGAGCCUUAUUCUGGGGUACUUACUCAGAUUCCAAUGGACGAAAAAUUCCAUUUAACACUACUCUGGCCAUAACUGCUCUAUUUGGUAUUGCAUCCAGCUUUGCUCCUACUUUUUGGAGUCUGUGCUUGUUUUUAUUUUUCCUUGGAUUUGGAGUAGGUGGAAACAUGCCAACUGAUGGUGCAUUGUUUCUUGAAUUCCUUCCAAAAUCUCAUCAUUACUUGCUGACGUUUAUGUCGGUUUUCUUUUCGUUUGGCGCGGUUAUUGCGUCGAUAUUAGGUUUUCUCAUCUUGCCAUACACAAGCUGUCCCGAAGGCUCAGCUGAUGACCAAAACCCACCAUGCGACGUUUCAGUCCAAAAUAGGGGUUGGCGGUACAUGCUCCUCGCCACAGGUAUUGUGACCUUAUUCAUGGUCGUGUGUAGAUCAUUUCUCUUCCACCUUCCGGAGAGCCCCAAGUAUCUUAUCAGCCGACAUCGCAAACGUGAAGCUGCACAAGUGUUGCAACGGAUUGCAGACGCCAAUGGACACAAAAUGACCAUUACAGCUGCUGACUUACCAGACCCGUGCCGUCCAGUGAAAAUGUUCGCGAUAAUCGAUAGCGAUGACGAGUUGGAAGAUGGUCCAAAAGUCCGUUCCAGCGACUCGUAUAGUGAUACAAGCCCAAUUCUAUCACCAGCCAACCCAGACGCCAAGCUUGAUACUCCACGAUCCUUCGCUGAGAAAAUUAAAACCGCUAUGAAUCCGGAAAAGCUACAAUUGCUGUUCAAUGAGAAGUGGCGAGUCACAACCAUUUUAGUUUGGGCCAUUUGGACCUUCACGGCCGUGGCAUAUACUAUGUUCAAUGUCUUCUUACCAAAGUAUUUGGAGAUGCUUGGUUUCGCUGGAGAAGCACCUCCUACUAGAGCAGAUGUUUACUGGGAUUAUAUGGUGUAUUCCAUUGCUGGAGUGCCUGGCUCAGUGAUUGCAUCUUGGAUGAUUGAAACAAGAUUGGGUCGGAAAGGAACCAUGGCUUUGUCUGCCUUUGGAUCUGCAGUCGCAUUAUUUGUCUUUUCGGUCAUCAGCUCACGCAUAACUAUGUUGCUGUCAUCGUCGGCUGUAUCGUUUUUGGCAACAUUAUUAUACGCAGUCAUUUACGGCUAUACACCAGAAGUGUUCACCACCGAAGUACGAGGAACUGCAGUAGGCACAGCAUCCGCUCUGGGAAGAAUUGCCGGUAUUAUCAGUCCUAUCGUGUCCGGAAUUUUACUCACUAUCAGCACCGUUCUUCCCCUGUACGUCAGCGUCGUUGGCUUCAUAUUGGUCGGCGGUUGUGUAAUGCUUCUCCCCGUAGAGACGAAGAAAGCAACUUGACCCAUUUUUGUCGUCGCAUUAUCAUAAAGCUCCCUCCCCCCACAGUGUAGAUACCUCUUGAUCUCUUCUGAGGUCAUAAUAGAAUUG